AUGAGUGGCUAUAUCACGGAAGACGGUGAUUUUGAAGGCAGUGAUGGAAAGGACUACUAUUCCACUACUUCUAAUUCAGAAGAAUAUUACGCCCUUAGGAAAUCGAAUGGUCUCGUUGAGUUGUCGAAUGUUUGCAGGGGAUCGACUACCACGGAUAUCACCUCGGUCUCACGACAACAUGAGAACAUGUAUCGCAAACAACGGCGGCGUCGGCAAUAUCGACGACCGUCGAGAGCAUCUUCAUUUUCGAGUAUAACAGAGUCAUCGAUGAGUCUUGACGUGGAUACAGUAAUCCUCAACAUGGAUACCGUAAACUUUCUCGGGAUCUCCAUUGUUGGACAAAGUUCUGCGCGUGGUGACAACGGAAUCUACGUGGCAAAUAUUAUGAAGGGUGGCGCAGUUGCUCUGGACGGGCGUAUAAGUGCCGGUGAUAUGAUAUUACAAGUAAAUGACAUCUCGUUCGACAACUUUACCAAUGAUCAAGCCGUGGAUGUUUUACGUGACGCUGUUGCUCGAAAGGGACCAAUCAAGCUCACUGUGGCCAAGUGUUUCGAUAGCGGCCCAAAGAGCUGUUUCACAAUCCCCCGAAAUCACAGAGACGAGCCAGUAAGGCCUAUAGACACUCAAGCAUGGAUUCAACACACCAAUGCUAUGCGUGGCAUGCCCAGCAUUCUUGAAGGUUCUGAAGGUGCUCCAACUCCUAUACCCGGUGACUGGCCUCACGGUCGGCCACCAAGUAGCUCGACGGUGACGUCAACAGGGUCAAAUGGACAGAACACAGUCGUUACCGGGCAACAUAUUCGGUUGGAUAUCCACACCGAUAAAAAGAAGGUCGUUGAAGUGAUGGCGAUGCCGAACUCAGGACUCGACAUCAAAAAUAGAACAUGGCUCAAGAUUCCUAUACCGAUGUCAUUUUUAGGCAAGGAUCUACUCGAUUGGUUGUUAGCACAUGUAGAUGGUCUGUUAGAACGGAAAGAUGCUCGAAAGUAUGCGGCUGAGUUGUUGAAACGAAAGCUCAUUGCACAUGUCGUCAAUAAGAUAACCUUCACCGAGCAGUGCUACUAUGUUCUGGGAGAGGAAUGUGCAGAUUUCGCUCGUUAUCGAGCACAUCCUGAGGAUUUGGUUGCACAUCAACAUGCUGCAGCACAACAACGAAUGCAAUGGACCACUACUGGACCCGCCGGUGGUGCAAAAGCGCCAGCAUCGAUGGUAAGCGACGCGCAUGGACGGAUGUACGUCAUGGACAUUUGA
Molecule: messenger RNA, 1251 nt
Organism: Cooperia oncophora
Lineage: Eukaryota; Metazoa; Nematoda; Chromadorea; Rhabditida; Trichostrongylidae
Source: the annotation of a GenBank genome assembly